AUGACUAUCAGAAAGGACAAACUAUCAAGAGAGUUUUCAGUUAUUGCUAGCUUGUUACUUUUGUUAGUGUUAAGUAUUGCCUUGUUACAUGUUGGACAUGUUAGAGCUUCACGCCCUAAUUGUGCACAAACUCUCUCAACCACAAGUUCUAGUUCAAGCGAUACAUUCAAAAAGAAUACUCUUAAACAUGAAGAUGAAGAUUUAGAGAUGAUACAUGGUGUCAGUGUCCUUGGAAGAGGUGGAGGUCGUGGUGGUGGAGGCAGAGGUGGUGGAAGAGGAGGUGGACGUGGUGGAGGCAGAGGUGGAAGAGGUGGACGUGGUGGUUCUGGAGGCAGAGGUGGUGGACGUGGUGGUAGAGGUGGCAGUGCAGGAGGCAGAGGUGGUUCUGGCAGAGGCAGUUCUGGAGGCAGAGGUGGUAAUGGAGCUAGUGGAAAGGGUGGACGUGGUGGAGGAGGCAGAGGUGGCAGCUCUGGAGGAAGAGGUGGCAGAGGUGGAAAAGGAGCCAGUGGAAAAAGUGGAAGAAAUGGUGGAAAGGGUUCUGGCAAAAGUGGUGGUAAAAGUGGAAAAAGUGGAAAAUCAGCAAGUAAGAGCUCAAAGAGUUCUAGUAAAUCUUCUUCAAAGAACAGUAGCAAAUCAAAGAGCUCCAAGACAAGUGCCAAAAGUAAAGCUGCCAGCAAGAAUAGUAAGACCAAGUCCAGUCUCUCAAUUGGCCCAAAGAAUAGAAAUACUGCUCUCAAGGAUAGUCUUCGUUCUAUUUCGUCAACACCAGCACCAACAGCAAAUGAAAUCUCAACACAAAUUUCUGUCACUAGAACUACAUCACCAAAAGGAGGUGCUUCAAGAAUGGAAUUUUCAAUGGGAGCAUUGAAUUUAUUGAUGAAUUCUCCUGCACUAUUUAAUGGUAUUCUUGGACCAACUUCAUUGGCUUUACCACAAGUUCAAUUCACAUCAUAUUCUAAUACAACAUGUGUUGCAUGUCAAGUUGAAUGUAAAAAGAAGUGGAAUGGUUUGGGACGUAGAUCUCUCUUUACAACAUGCAAACAUGAAUUUUUCUAUUAUGGAUGUGAGAAGGAAACACCAUGUUUAAUGACAAAUACUGCUGCUGAAAGAGAUACUGAAGGAAUGAUUGCCAUCUGUUACAUGAGAAAUCAAUGUGCUUUUGACAUGUCUGUAGUUGCACCUUACAUUUUACGUUUUGGAGAAGGUGCUGCAAUCAAACAAAUUGUAAAAUCCAUUUCUAGUUCCGCUCAAAAUCCUAAAGCUUAA
Molecule: messenger RNA, 1266 nt
Organism: Naegleria gruberi
Lineage: Eukaryota; Heterolobosea; Eutetramitea; Acrasida; Naegleriidae
Exons: 1
Coding region: 1-1266 (421 amino acids)
Source: RefSeq, a predicted model, not a curated record